Molecule: messenger RNA, 6925 nt
Organism: Agrilus planipennis (emerald ash borer)
Lineage: Eukaryota; Metazoa; Arthropoda; Insecta; Coleoptera; Buprestidae
Gene: hob
Product: protein KIAA0100
Exons: 33
Coding region: 85-6522 (2145 amino acids)
Source: RefSeq, a predicted model, not a curated record
UUAUAAAAGAUGAUGUGGUUAGAAUCGAAAUUAUUUAAAAAUAUGUAAAAGAAUAGAGCGAUUUUGCUUUUCUGUUAGCAAAAAAUGCAUUUAAUUUUAGUAUUAAUUCUUGUUUUAAUUUGUAUAUAUACUGUUACUUCAUGGAUUUUACCUAAAGUCAUAGCAGUCAUAUUCGAACACAAGUUUAAAGUAAUUAUAAAGAUAGGAAGGAUAGGUGUUCCCUACCUUAAAAUUUAUGAUGUCAGCAUUACUAAAAGCGGUUUUACAAUCCAAGUUGAUGAAAUAAGUAUUAAAAGUAGUUUCUUUAAUUCGGAGCUCACAAAGCUAGUCACUCUUGUUGUGAAAGAUGUGCGUGUUAAUAAGGACAUUGGAAAAUCUGAAUCAGAUUGGGGAAGGGUAUCUAAUCAAAAAAUUUACAUGGAUUUUAGAGAAAAAAAAAUUCCCCAUUUCAUCACCACAUUUGCACAAUUUAUGGCUGUACAUAUUUAUAAUAUUUCUGCAAUGAUUCUUCAUUCAGAAGAGCCUGGUUUUCUUGUACAUGCUACUGCAACAGAAUUGCAUUUAGAUGGUAGUGUAGUUCAAAAUGCCAAAACAUUGCUUGUGAAUGCAAAUCUUACAGAAGUAUUUGCCAAACUUUUACGCCAUCCAGAAAAUAAAUAUACUGACAAUAGCUGUCUGGCAGAGCUUAGUUUUGCAAUAAAUAUGGAAGCUACUCUUGUAGCACAAGGGCCGUUAUCAGUAGAGAAAUUAAGUUUAACCGUCUCUCAAGCUACAACAACAAUAAGUGAUGGUUUUUAUACUUUGGUUCAAGAGAGAGAGCCUUCACAUAUACCACCAUCUGAUAAUAAAGUUUCAUAUGAUUUUUAUGAUCGAAUUUAUCCAAUUAUUCCUAAAAAUUUCGUUUAUAAAAUGGAAGAUGUCUCUAUUCGAGGUGUAAACGAGAAUAGUAGGACUGAAUUUGUGUCUGCUCUGCAAGCUUUUACUAUCAGUAGUAAAUUUGUUAAUAAUUCAGACCUUGAUAAUUAUUUGUUGCCACAAUUAAGGCUUUCAUUACAAUUGCUGGAUUUACAAGUGCAAAACAGCAGGGAAAGAUUGCUAUUAUUAAAAAGCUGGUCUUUGGAUGCGAGGCUCGAAGAUAACGUUUUGAAUCUUUAUAUCAAGCUAAACACGCUAACAGUAACUUAUAACCACGAGACAUUCAACAAGUGGAUUCGUACCAAUUUUUUACAAGGUUCUAAAAAGGCUCUAAUCGCAAGGUCAUCCAGCAUCGACUCGCAACCCCCCUUAAAGGAAACGGGUCGUAAAGAGAAGAAACCCAGCGACGGUUUUUUAGAAAAACUAAUGACCAACGUUAUGAUAAACGGUUGUGCAGAAUUUUGUAACGUUUCGUCCCUUGUAAAACUCAAUGGGAAUCAUUCUUCAAUAGGGUUCAGUCAUACAAAAAUUAUUCUCGAACAAGCCCUGGAAACAAGAGAUACGAAAUACGCGUCUUUAAUUCCGAGACUGGUCUUAUCCAAUCGUCAUUGGCAACUGGAGAUCUUGGUCGAGUCUUUUUGGUGGAGUUUUAAGGAGUGGACUCAAGAGCCGGCGACGUCGAAGAAAACUCACGUUUGGGGUACUCCCGUGUACCUAGGAAUGACACUGAUUAAAUUUGGAACAUAUGGCAAUUCAGAAAUCAAAAUUGAAUCUUUACUUGAUACAUUGCAACUUGAAUGGAGUUCUUAUGCUGCAGAGUACAUUCUGUUAACAUUAAAGUGUAUGAGGGACUAUCAGACAAAAGAGACUGAGCAUCUUCACAGGUCAAGCAAAACAAAAUUCCAAGAGUAUAUAACUAUAAAUCUUGCCUUAUCUCAUAUAAAUUUAUUUUUUGCAACCCAGGAAAAUGAAUUUGUGGUUACUCGCCUCAACUCCGUAUCAUUGGAUAAAUCAAUAGACUGUACAACAGCCCAAUUUAAAGGAUUCAAAAUGCUCACAGUCAAAAGCAAGGAUUCUGGGUUCAAUUGUAUCAGAACUGAAGACAUAUCUGAGUACAUCAGUUACGUUAAAAUGACCCAAGUAGAGUUUAAGACAAAUGCUGAAUGUUCAGAAUUUACUUUGCAUUUACUUGAAGAAAUUGUUGUGUAUUGGACUACAAAUAUUCACCUAAAACUUUUGUAUUUGUGGAGGGACUGCGUGGAAUUCUGGGGAAAAUUCCUCAAAAACACGAAAUUACUCAGUCAGAAACCGAAUAAAAAACGAGAAUGCAUUUACAAUUUUAGAGUUUUCGGAAUGUUUGGAUUUCAUAUACAAAUAUCUCCAAGCCAUAAAGCAAAGGUUACAAUUGAUGAUAUGACGGUGUCCCAUACAAAAGACAAUUUGACCAUUAGUAACAAGACGGGUACAAUUUCAAUUGAUGAUGCUGAAAUUUUUACUUUGUUGGGAUUGAGUUUGUCUAGAGUGAAAGAGAAUCAAACGCUGCUUGAAGAAAGAUUGGAAAAUGAAAAUAUACAACUGCGAUGGAAUAAUCCUUGGGGAUUUUCUAUUGAUUCAUUUCGAGCUGCCUUUCCAUAUCAACACAAUUUUGCAGAUGCUUACAGAAACGAAUUUGUUUCAGUCUUUAAAUGGCUUAAAAUUGUUCACAAUAGAAAGAAAAUGCCCUUUACCACGGAUAGUCCUCUUCCAAGUGAUCUUGUAAUAAAUGUAAAAGAAUUUAUCUUUGAAAUGGCAGAUGAUCCAUUCGAAGUAAAACUAAGAGAUAACUACGAACUGUUGCUUGACGAAUACAACGAAAGUUUGAAACGUCAGAAGAUGCUUAAAGAAAGGAUUGAGGAAUUGUGUAAAACUCAUUUACACUUACCAGCCAAAAAAGUGGAAGAACUUUAUGAUAGUUUGAAAAAAAAGAAUGCUGAAAUAUAUGUGCAGAGAUCGAAACAAAUGAACUACGCUGUGCCCCCUAGAACCCGACUGUUUGCCUGGAGUAUUACAAACUUAGAAAUUAUGAACACUAAAAGAGAUGUAGAAGUAUUUUUGGGCGAACCGUGGGGCUCCACAACAAUCGAAAGGAGUAUGCUUCCCCAAAAAUUCUAUCAUGAUUUUUACUGUUCCGCUGAAUCGUUUAGUUACGCCUUUGGCCCGUGUUGGGAACCAGUAAUAGCACAAUGUAAUUUAACAUUUGAAAAAAUUCAACCCAUAUCAAAAGACCCAUCACCACCAUUGCCAUUCUGGGAUAAGAUGCGUCUUCUGUUACAUGGUCGUUUAACGAUGGAAGUUCAACAGCUAACGAUAUUACUUCACGCUUCCUUAGAUCCUUAUAACACCACCGAAGAAAUGGAGUUAACAUGGAACAAAGUUGUAAUGGACUGGCUUAAUGCCAAAUUUCUGUUCAAAGGAGACUUGAACAUUUUUGUGAGAACCGCUUCGAAGUACGAUGAUUGCCAGCUGGUACACUUACCGAGUCUUAAAUUGGUCAUCAAUAUUCAAUGGGUGUGUUUGGGGGAUCCCAACGACCACCAUAACGUUAUACAGUGCGCUCCAGAUAAAAUACCAGAAUAUUCCAGUAAUCAAGUUCAUGAUUCGUUCCGUGCAUUCCGUUCCCAAAACGUUAACUUGAGCAUAUCUCUUGAAACAAAACCCUCGUCGACCCAGUCUCCGACGAACAGUUGCCCUGUUGUGUCCCUUUACGGGAGCACAUUGCGAUGGAUAGAAAAUUUGAAGUUAAUCCUCUCAGGUGUGACUAGACCGACUCGAAGGGGGCGCAUAUUCAACAACAUCAGACCGAGAAAAGUACAACUUAGUCGACAUUACAAGAAAGUCCACCUACAAGUCGGUUUACACAAGUUCCAAGUAUGUUAUUGGAUGUCAUUCGCUAUGCAAAAAGGCUUUGAACUCUUAGGUGGCAGGUUGUCUUCAAGUUCUGAGCAUACAUUGUCUUUGGUUCCAAUCGACGACGGUCUUAAGCAUCGUCCGAAGGCCGAAUGGUCCAUAGUUUACAUGAAUUCCGAACUCAAUGAUACAGAAAUAUGGUUGAAAAGUGCGCUUCAAGAAGAUCCCGAAAAAGAAGCGAUCUCUUUAAGGCAACCGGUAGAAAAGUGCUUUUGUCUUUCGGUAGCGAAAGUGUCUUACGGUCGCGAGACUGUUUUGCCCAAGUGUGAACCCUCUGCAAAGGAAAGAAAUAAAGAAGCGCCCACGCACAAAUUGGUUGUGUAUGAUCUGAGAGGAGCGUGGACUAAAAGUAACAGGAACGUGGCUUUUGCACUUUUUGAUACUUUCAUGAAGACUAAGCGAAUGAAAAAGAAUUUAUCCACUGACGCCAUCAAAAGUAUAAGAAAAGAAAACAAUUCUACUCCAUUGAAACGUCGGAGCACUGAUUCAGGGAGUGCCCCAUCGAAUUCACAAUUACCAUCUCUGCCGUCAACGUCGACUUUAGAAGAUGCGCCUUCUCCCAGUACCAAAUUGCAAUCAGGCAAUGCUGCAAACAUGUUAAAACAACUUAUCGCCGAAGCUGAUAACAAGAAUGUAGUCUUUAGUGAUGAUUUGUCGUCGGCAACCAGACAGCAGCAGUUACAAGGGCGACAGGCAUGCCAAGAGGAUGACGUAUUGCACAUGAACUGGCUCAUUUCACUAGUUAAUGCACAAGUGCUUCUUCGUGGAUGUGAAACGAAAGGCUAUGUGAUCUUAAGUGCCGCAAAUGCUCAGAUUUUACAAAAAAUCCACCGUCCCGUCUGGAAAGAUAGAACAUUAGUAUCUAAGACAACUUGGGUGGGUCUGUUGGAGUGUCUGCAGUAUUAUGCGACUGUGAAUGCCGGACAAAACGAUUCCAUUAAUGAGAGUCAAAGGACACGUUUGGCGCCACUGCCCCGUUAUAACAGGCAAACUCUCUACGGCACGGCAGCUAAGGCACGAACGAUGGCAUCGUUUGUUACUUACAUGUUGGUAUUAUGGUGUUCGGUGGGUGACGAUGAUGCCCUGUCGAUCGCUGUUUCUCCGGUAACUCGAGGAAUCGUGGGGUUUACCAGCCACCUACGCGAUUGUGUUUUUUUUAUUCGUAUUGUUUCGAGAUGUAAAUGUGAAUUUUUCUACGUGGGUUAUGGGGACAUUAGUGUCGAUCCUGAAGAGUUUGGUGAGGUGCCACCCCCGCCCCAGGAAGACGUAGGCCUCUGGGAUCACCGGCAAACCCCCGCAGACGCAUUUACACUCAUGCAUCACGACUUAGACGUUUGCACCAAUUCCUUGCAGUAUGCCAUGUUGUUGGACAUCGUAAACAACUUGUUACUGUACGUAGAACCUCAUAGGAAGGAAGCCCUGGAACGUCUUGCACGUAUGAGGUUCCAGCUUCAGUUACAUAGUAUGGAAGACCAAAGGAGACCUAUUCAGAGUUUACAAAAUCAAGUUCGAUCGACAAUAAGCAAGCUGCGAAGACUUGAAAAAGAAACUUAUUUAAUUAAUAAAGCUUCGCAAGAAGAACCGAACAAUGUAGAACUUCUUCAGGAAAUUGAGAAAUUGGAGAAUCUAGUAUACGAAUGCAAAGACGUACUGAAUGCCCAAAGCGAAGAGUUAGAUAUGAUGAUUUCUUGUUACAAAGAGUCACAACUGCUAGCCAAUAGUCGAUUGGCAACCACAAGAAAUAACAAACCCCUGACCGUUGUGAGGGCCAACGAAAUCUUCUUCAAGCAUGCCCAGUGGAGACUUACAGAGGCUGACGGGCAGAUUGGAAUUGCUGAUUUGGUAUUAAGUAACUUUUUGUAUACAAAAAUAUCAAAAAGUGAUGACUCAGUCGAGCAUUUAUUAGAAUUGGGGUACCUAAGAAUGACUAAUUUAUUACCAAAUCAGCCCUAUAAAGAAGUACUCGUCCCAACUGAAAUUCAAAGUAAUAUGCCUGUUGAAAAUAAGAGGGUCGUCAGGGUGUUUUGUAGAGAGAAGCCACCGGUAGGUGGCAUUUCAGUUAAGGAACAUUUUGAAAUAAAUGUAGUACCAUUUACAAUUGGUAUUACGAAAAAAUUCUAUAAUACUAUGUUGAAGUUCUGUUUCCCGGAAAAAGAUCCGGAAAACAUUGAAGGGGAAAGAGGAGAUGAUAUUGACAUGGAGGCAAGGGGUAAAAAGUACCGAAGUUCAGGAAGAGGCAAGAGAGAUUCCAAUUUUUACAUUCCUAUAGACGACGUAGAAAAAAUGAAGGAAAGAGCAGAAAAGAAUAAACUGUUCAUCUACAUAAAAAUACCUGAAGUGCCAGUUCGAGUGAGCUACAAAGGAACCAAAGAAAAAAAUCUAGAAGAUAUCAGAGACUUCUCCUUAGUAAUUCCCACUUUAGAAUAUCAUAAUGUUACUUGGACGUGGCUAGAUUUGUUAUUAGCAAUGAAAUCGGAUACAAGGCGCGUUAUUUUGUCCCAAGCAAUCAAACAAAAACUUACAAUAAAAAGACACACAGGGUCUUCUGACGAGACCAACUUGCCACACGAAGAAGACAAGGCCAAAAUCCUUUUUGGUGCACGACAUGCAACUGAAACCCGUAACUCUAAAAGAAGUGGGGUUUUUAAAUUUGGCAAAUAAACAAAGAGAACAUAGUCGGUAAGAUAUUCCAAAAUUCAUUCAUUAGUAUUGUUUAUUAUUCGUUUUUUGUCAUGAUAAUGAACUAGUCAAUUUUUAUAUACUUACUGUUUCCCAAUUUUUAACUGAAUUGGAUUAAAACUUUUUUUAAUUCUUUUAAAAUGUGCAGAUUAUAGUAGUCAGCACAAAAGUAUUACUACAGUAUUUUCUUCAAUUGCUAUAAAUUUAAUUGAGCUACUUAAAAACCUUCAGAUGGAGCCAAUUUUCCAUUCUGUUAUAAGUAGACACUACCUGACUUCCCCUUUUCCUUUUUAAAAUGCAUUUUAGUACAUAUGAAGUAUCAAGUAUUUUUAAUUUUAUUUAUUUAAACUAGUUCUUGUUGUUAUUAUCGUUGUCGUUACCACUG